Messenger RNA from Linderina pennispora, 639 nucleotides. RefSeq lists its product as uncharacterized. The coding region runs from base 1 to 639 and encodes 212 amino acids. The record is from RefSeq and is a predicted model, not a curated record. NCBI's taxonomy places the organism in Eukaryota, Fungi, Kickxellomycota, Kickxellomycetes, Kickxellales, Kickxellaceae. The transcript has a single exon.
AUGACCGCGACUAAGCCACCAGGACCCAGUGAAACCGAGUAUCCGCCCACCUACACACAGUCGCACAUUGCCCAAACCCGGCCGCUCAUGGCGCAGCGCCAGGCGCUCCCGAUUGUGCAGAGGCUGAGCAGUUCUGAGAAGACCACGCAGACACCCUUCUACUGGCCAUUUGGCAAACGCAAGAUUGCGCAGGCUGCCGAGACGCUCAUCUACGGGGGACUGGCAAGUCCUGGGGAGCUGCCGCUGCUGCCGCUUAUUUUCAAGUGGAUGCAAACACCGGAUCAUGUUGCGUGCGGGGCGGGGAAUCAGGGUCUGACGAUUGUCCAGUACCUGGGCAGUAGGCUGGAUCUCGGAAGCCGCGCAAUGGCGAAUCCGGGGGUUUUGUUUGUGCUGUUGGAUGAUCUGACGGCACGCACGUCGCUGCUGGCGGCUCCGCCGGGCAUGACGACGUUUACAGCUAGCUUUGAGCUCGAGUUCAAGCGGCAGGAGCCGGUGGAGCGGUUUGUGGUGUUGGAUGCAUGGGUUACGGGGGUCGAGGGGCGCAAGGUGUUUGUUGAGGCAAGCGCCGUGGAUGCGGAAUCAGGGGAGGCUAUUGUCCAGGGCAAGGCGCUGUUUGUUGCGGUGCAGGCAAAGAAAUAG